AAUCUAACGAUUUUCUCGGCAUCACCGUGCAAUUCGUUAGGAGACGCGCAUAUAUCGCGAGACCGGACGUCGUUCUUGACACCUGUGCUAAUAGUAUCGCGUGGUACACCUUAUCGUCACUGAUAAUCGACGCGAGGGUGACGGGUCCCCCAGGCUAGGGCCUUGUUUCCGCCAAUUUUUACCGUGUCCACGCAACGAUGACGUGAUACCUCUCUCGACGGAACGUUUUCGAUUACGAUAUUUAACGGUGACGAGACGUGGUUACGUCCGUAGUUACGUUAGCGCCGUAACGAGUCACGCGACAUUAGAUCAAUAAACAUGCCAGAAUUGACGGAGCUUGACAAGGCGGCGAGCUCGGAGCCUACCAAGGUCGAGCUGGUGGGUAUCGGCUCUGCGACCGACUCCGAUUCGGACGACACUAUACCGGAGUUAGAGGAUGCUGGCACCCCGGGUACUGUCGGUUUCCCCGGCACAACGGUCACUGGACUUCCCAUUGACAUGGUGUCCAAGGCCAAGCAGAGCCGCGGUGAAAAGAAGGCCAGGAAGCUCAUGAGCAAGUUAGGAUUGAAGCCGGUACAAGGAGUUAACAGAGUGACUAUCCGUAAAUCAAAGAACAUUCUGUUUGUUAUAAACAAGCCAGACGUUUUGAAGAAUCCAGCUUCAGACACGUACAUAGUAUUUGGUGAAGCCAAGAUUGAAGAUCUCAGUCAGCAAGCUCAGGUGGCAGCGGCUGAGAAGUUCAAGGAACCACCAGUUAUACCAGCUACUGAAGCUGGCGGUAGUACUACGGUUGUUGCUCCUAUACAAGAAGAAUCAGAAGAAGAGGUGGAUGAAACAGGCGUGGAGGAGAAGGACGUUGAUUUGGUUAUGUGUCAAGCUAAUGUAUCGCGAGGGAAAGCUAUUAAAGCUCUUAAGAAUAAUCAAAAUGACAUCGUCAAUGCUAUCAUGGAAUUGACAAUGUGAUAAAGCUGCUUAGAAGUAGGAUGUGCUACGUGAUAGCUGACGCGUUUCGAGAUCAGAAUUUCAUUAUAUGUACCACCAGAAUGCAUCGUUCUUUUUUUAAUUUCAUUGAAUUGAAAGACUAAGCCACGAUAUAUUGUGAGUAAA
Wasmannia auropunctata (little fire ant) is the source of this 1107-nucleotide messenger RNA. RefSeq names its product nascent polypeptide-associated complex subunit alpha (gene Nacalpha). Gene Ontology annotation, cellular component: nascent polypeptide-associated complex; cytoplasm. The record is from RefSeq and is a predicted model, not a curated record. The transcript is spliced from 6 exons. Lineage: Eukaryota; Metazoa; Arthropoda; Insecta; Hymenoptera; Formicidae. Gene Ontology annotation, biological process: protein targeting to membrane. The coding region runs from base 319 to 963 and encodes 214 amino acids.